CAGUGCAUCAGAGAGGUUUCAACCAAGCUUGAACAAGCCACAUCCAUCUAGACAGCAGAGAUGGCCACUUCCCAACUUCACCUAACUCUCUCUCUGCUCUGUCUGGCCAUGACAGCAGGCAUCAUAUCAUGUGGUCGGUCUCAUAUGGUUUUGAGCUCUCCAUUAGAGGCAUCUCAUAGCAAUCCAGGUGAAGAGGAGAUGCCAGAGAGAUACUCCCUUUCAGAGCUCCAGUGGAUGCUCAGUAACUCAGACCCAACAGCCAUCCAGUCUGACAGCCCAUCUCUGGGGUUAUCACAGAAUGGACUGGACCUAAUGAGGAGAGACAAUGGAGACAAAGAGCGAAAGCCUGGCUGCAAGAAUUACUUCUGGAAAUCCAGAACUGCAUGCUGAUCUACAGCAACCAACAUGUCCAAUCUAGAGGCCUCCAGCACAAUUGCCAUGCUGCCAAUCAUAUCCUCCUUUCCUGAAUCCACACUAAUUAUAAGACAUUCUGUAUUUUGUCUCAAAGAAAGGAAUGCACCUCAGUAAAUGUAUCAAUUCUCUGUGACCAGCGUUCCUCAAUCUCAGUAUUAUCUUGAUUUUUUUAAGCAUUGACUGCUUGCAAUAAACUGAAUA
Molecule: messenger RNA, 615 nt
Organism: Myxocyprinus asiaticus (Chinese sucker)
Lineage: Eukaryota; Metazoa; Chordata; Actinopteri; Cypriniformes; Catostomidae
Gene: sst2
Product: somatostatin 2
Exons: 2
Coding region: 61-390 (109 amino acids)
Biological process (GO): regulation of cell migration
Cellular component (GO): extracellular region
Molecular function (GO): hormone activity
Source: RefSeq, a predicted model, not a curated record